AUGGAUAAGAAGUCACUGAUUACGAAGUAUCUGAAUCAAAAAUCUUCUACUACACGUCAGCAUCAGUCAAUACAAACACGAGAGUGUAAAACCACUGGACAAGAUAUAAUAAAACGAACCAAACGAAAAUAUCGUUGUCGAGUUCGUAGUCCAGAAACUAUUCGACGAACGAAACAAAUUCGUCGAAAUAAAGCGAAUGCUCGUGAACGUCGCCGAAUGCAUAAUUUAAACGAAGCAUUAGAAAAGUUACGGCGAACAUUACCACAACUUCCAGAUGAACCAAAGCUAACUAAAAUCGAAACUCUUCGAAUGGCCAACAAUUAUAUUUACGCACUAAGGCAGAUCCUUAGCGAUGAUCAAAAAGAGGAAAAUGAAGCAGUGGCUGCAACUCACCAUGGACAGUCAUUUUAUCUUUCGGUAGACAACGAACUAAGUGCAGUAGAACGUUGA
Molecule: messenger RNA, 450 nt
Organism: Cercopithifilaria johnstoni
Lineage: Eukaryota; Metazoa; Nematoda; Chromadorea; Rhabditida; Onchocercidae
Source: the annotation of a GenBank genome assembly